AUGGGAUCCCAAACACCCGAUGGCCAUCGUCGAGGCCCAGAUGAAUCAUCAACCGGCGGUGCGAUUGCUGCCGUCAAUCCUCCCACGCCAGCCGCAGCAAGCGGACUCCUUCAAGGAGCACUCGAAGGGGAAGACGAAGAUGGGGAUGACGAUGACGAUGACAAGAUCGGAGCUGACCUGAAGUCCGGUGGCCAGCCUAACAGUGGUAAGAAAAGAAAAAGAAAGAGUAACAAGAAGAAGAAAAAGAAGACGUUGGGUGGGCAGCAGACGACUCCUCCGAGGGUUGCGCUCGCCAACAUAUUUCCCGACCAACGAUACCCCCAGGGCGAGAUUGUUGAAUAUGUUACUCAUAAUGACAAUCUCCAACGCACCACGACCGAAGAGGUUCGUCACAUGUCUGUAGCAAACAACAUGGAUGAAGAGUUCUUGAAUGACUAUCGCAAAGCUGCUGAAGUCCAUCGCCAAGUCCGCCAGUAUGUCCAGACAAUCGCACAGCCUGGCGUGUCUAUGGAAAAGCUUGCCCAGGAGAUCGAGGAUGGCGUUCGGGCACUGACCGGCCACCAAGGCAUUGAGACCGGUGACGCUCUCAAAGCUGGCAUGGCAUUUCCGACUGGACUCUGCCUGAACAACGUAGCCGCUCACUGGACUCCCAACCCCGGAGCUAAGGAGGUUCACCUCCAGUACGACGAUGUCUUGAAAAUAGAUUUCGGAGUUCAUGUCAACGGUAGGAUUGUUGAUAGCGCCUUUACCGUGGCUUCUAAUCCAGUCUAUGAUAAUCUGCUCACGGCCGUCAAGGCGGCCACCAAUACAGGGCUCAAGGAAGCUGGUAUUGACGCCCGAAUUGAUCAUAUCAGUGGAGAAAUGCAAGAAGUAAUGGAGAGCUACGAAGUCGAGCUCAACGGAAAGGUCAUCCCAGUCAAAGCACUUCGGAGCCUUACCGGCCAUAAUAUCCUGCGCUACAAGAUCCACGGCGACAAACAAGUUCCCUUCGUCAAGUCCAAAACCACCCAACGCAUGGAAGAAGGCGAUGUAUUUGCAAUCGAAACCUUUGGGAGCACGGGAAAGGGCUAUACCAGAGAUGACGUGGGGGUUUACGGCUACGGUCUGAACGAGCAUGCCAGCGCUGCUGGUCUUCAUCAUUCCUCUGCCAAGUCACUGCUUAAGACUAUACGUGAGAACUUUGGAACUCUGGUCUUCUCCAGGCGUUAUCUUGAACAUAUGGGAGUGAGGAAUUACCACCUUGGUAUGAGAUCGCUGAUCUCAAAUGGCAUUGUUGAGUGUUAUGAGCCACUCGUUGAUGUUCCGGGCUCUUAUGUCGCGCAGUUUGAGCAUACUGUUCUGCUCAGGCCCAAUUGCAAGGAGGUGAUUUCCCGGGGAGACGACUACUAG
Arthroderma uncinatum is the source of this 1389-nucleotide messenger RNA. RefSeq names its product methionine aminopeptidase 2. Gene Ontology annotation, molecular function: metalloaminopeptidase activity. Bases 1 to 1389 code for a protein of 462 amino acids. Gene Ontology annotation, biological process: proteolysis. The record is from RefSeq and is a predicted model, not a curated record. NCBI's taxonomy places the organism in Eukaryota, Fungi, Ascomycota, Eurotiomycetes, Onygenales, Arthrodermataceae. The transcript is spliced from 5 exons.